GCGUGACUGUCGGGGGUCUUGAACACAUCUGUUCGACUUCUGAGUUUGACAGUCGAGAGUUUAACCGCCAUGCUUUUAAUUUGAAGGGGAAUUACAGGCGGAAGGGCGGACGCUGCUAGUUGCUUGUACCUCGACACAGAGGGAGGACAUAGUGGAUUCCGUUGGGAAGCUGUACAUCAUCGCCAGGCGGUUCUCUGGAGAUCUCUCUCCGUUGUACGUAUAGGUUAAUGUUGUCACCUCUGGGAUGAAUCCACCAAGCCUCCACAGAUGUAAAUUAGCCAGGAAAAUGAGCACAAGAAGAAGAAGAUAAGUGACGGCGGCUGGCUUCCUGCGGGAUUUUGUACAGGCUUUUUGUUUUUUCGUGGACAUGCCUUGUCUAUGGAGGAAAGCUGAGCGAAGCUAGCUGGCCGACAGUCCGGCUAGCGCAACAUUACCAGGGUUUUUGGAUGACUGUUUAGCUCGAGAGCUGAUUUAUUUUGGAUCAGCGAAACCUCCCCUCCCUGGGUAAGGAGUCAGCAUGGGGGAGCCCAGCCUGGACGACUCCAACGUCAAGGUGGCUGUCCGUGUACGGCCCAUGAACAGGAGAGAAAAGGAACUGAACACUAAAUGUGUUGUGGAGAUGGUGAAGAACCAGACUAUCCUCCAUCCUGCGGGCGCUAACCUUGGCAAAACAGACUCGAGGAGUCAGUCCAAGGUCUUUGCCUAUGAUUACUGUUUCUGGUCCAUGGACGAGACAGAUAAGGAGAAAUUUGCAGGUCAGGAAGUGGUGUUCCAGUGCCUUGGGGAAAGUCUUCUCUGUAACGCCUUCCAGGGCUACAAUGCCUGUAUCUUUGCCUAUGGACAGACUGGUUCGGGAAAGUCGUACACUAUGAUGGGUUCAGGGGACCAGCCAGGUUUGAUUCCCCGCCUGUGCAGUGCUUUGUUUGAACGAACCCAGAAGGAACAGCGGGAGGAGGAGAGCUUUACUGUUGAAGUUUCCUACAUGGAGAUCUACAACGAGAAGGUCCGGGAUCUGCUUGAUCCCAAAGGGGGUAGACAAACUUUGAGGGUGAGGGAGCAUAAAGUUUUGGGCCCCUACGUGGAUGGCCUGUCUCGACUAGCUGUGGCCAGCUACAAGGACAUUGAGUCUCUAAUGUCAGAAGGGAAUAAGUCUCGGACUGUCGCUGCUACCAACAUGAAUGAGGAGAGCAGUCGAUCGCACGCCGUCUUCAACAUCAUCCUCACACACACACUCAAGGACUUGCAGUCUGGGACAAGUGGAGAAAAGGUGAGUCGGUUGAGUCUGGUGGACUUGGCUGGAAGUGAGCGAGCGGCAAAAACUGGAGCAGCAGGAGAGCGACUGAAGGAGGGAAGCAACAUCAACAAGUCUCUGACUACGCUGGGCCUCGUGAUCUCGGCGCUGGCUGAACAGGGAACUGCAAAGAACAAGACUAAGUUUGUCCCUUACAGAGACUCCGUUCUGACAUGGCUGCUGAAGGACUGUCUGGGCGGCAACAGUCGCACAGCAAUGGUUGCAACUGUAAGUCCAGCAGCAGACAACUAUGAGGAGACGCUGUCAACGCUGCGUUACGCCGACCGCGCAAAGAACAUAGUCAACCACGCCGUCGUUAAUGAAGACCCUAACGCUCGCAUCAUCAGGGAGCUCCGAGAGGAAGUAGAGAAACUACGAGUACAGCUUACCCAGGCAGAGUCUAUGAAAGCUCCAGAACUGAAGGAGCGUCUGGAAGAGUCUGAGAAGUUGAUUCAAGAGAUGACCAUCACCUGGGAGGAGAAACUCCGCAAAACUGAGGAGAUUGCACAGGAGCGUCAGAAGCAGUUAGAGAGUCUGGGUAUUUCUCUCCAGUCUUCAGGGAUUAAAGUUGGAGAUGACAAGAGCUUUCUUGUCAACCUUAACGCUGAUCCUGCACUCAAUGAACUGCUAGUGUACUACCUGAAGGAACACACAAAGGUGGGCUCAGCAGACUCUCAGGACAUCCAGCUGUGUGGGAUGGGAAUCCAGGCAGAACACUGUGUCAUCGACAUUACAGCAGAUGCUGCCGUUAUCCUCACCCCCUACCGCAACGCUCGGACAUGUGUUAAUGGUUCUCCAGUGACCAGCGCUCUGCAACUUCACCAUGGCGACCGAAUCUUCUGGGGAAACAACCACUUUUUUAGGAUCAACCUGCCUAAGCGACGCUCACGGGGAGCAGAGGAUGAGGAGGGGGAGGGUGGCGUAAUGAAGAACAGCGGCAGCAGUGAGCAGCUGGAUGCAGAUGGUGACACAGCCAGUGAAGUGUCCAGUGAAGUCAGCUUCUCCUAUGAGUUUGCACAGACAGAGGUCAUGAUGAAAGCCCUGGGCAACAAUGACCCCAUGCAGGCAGUCCUCCAGUCGCUGGAGAGGCAGCAUGAAGAGGAGAAGCGAUCUGCCCUGGAACGUCAGAGGCAGAUGUACGAGCAGGAACUCCAGCAGUUGCGCAAGAAGCUCAACCCGGACCGUCUGUCCACAGGCCACUCUGGAACGCCGGCGUCUGGUCAGCAAGGUCCGGGACAGCAGUCUCACUACCGCAGCCUGGAGAGACUCAGUAUGGGAGGCAUGAGCCAUUCAACCAGCGCUCAGAGCAGACUGAGGCAGUGGAGUGAGGACAGGGAGGUGGUGUUGGUGAGGAGUCUGAGAAGGCUGAGGGAGCAGAUAGUGAGGGCAAACCUCCUGGUGCAAGAAGCCUGUUUCAUUGCUGAGGAGCUGGAGCGACACACUGAGUACAGAGUCACUCUGCAGAUCCCAUCGGACAACCUCAACGCAAACCGCAAGAGGGAUGCUGUGCUCAGUGAACCAGCAAUUCAGGUUCGACGUCGUUGUCGAGGGAAACAGAUCUGGAGCUUGGAGAAGAUGGAGAACCGACUGGUGGACAUGAGAGAGCUGUAUCAGGAGUGGCAGGACUAUCACCUCCAUCACCAUGACAACCCAGUAAUGCGCUCAUAUUUCCGUCGAGCUGACCCAUUCUUUGACGAGCAGGAAAACCACAGUCUGAUUGGUGUUGCCAAUGUCUUCCUUUCCUGUCUCUUUUAUGAUGUCAAGCUGCAGUACGCCAUUCCCAUCAUCAACCAGAAAGGAGAGGUUGCAGGGCGUCUCCAUGUGGAGGUGGUGAGAGUUGGAGGGGGCUUAGAGGACAACAUGGCUGGAGGAGAUGAACCAGACAACAACCAAGACACUGAAAUCCAGGAUCGCAAACUUGUUUGCAUGAUUAAGAUCCUGCAGGCCACUGGUCUUCCCCAAUACCUGUCCAACUUUGUCUUCUGUCAAUACUCGUUUUGGGACCAGCCUGAGCCAAUCAUUGUGGCUCCUGAAGUCGACCCAUCGUCCUCGUCGCCCAGCUCCAAGGACCCACACUGCAUGGUGGUGUUUGACAGCUGCAAGGAGCUGGCAGUGUCGGUGACUGAGGAUUUCAUCGAGUACCUCACGGAGGGAGCGGUUGCCAUUGAGGUGUAUGGACACAGGCAGGCAGAUGCAGGCAGGAACCCCGCCCUGUGGGACCUCAGCAUCAUCCAGGCCAAGACACGCACGCUACGAGACAGAUGGAGUGAGGUAACGCGUCGCCUGGAGCUGUGGAUUCAAAUCCUGGAGAUAAAUGAGAACGGAGACUUUGUCCCAGUGGAAGUGGUUCCCGCUAGGGAUGUGCGGACAGGUGGAAUCUUCCAGCUUCGGCAGGGUCAGUCGAGGCGAAUCCAGGUCGAUGUGCGUUCAGUUCAAGACUCGGGCACCAUGCCUCUGAUAGCAGAGAUAGUGCUUGCUGUGUCAGUGGGCUGUGUGGAGAUCAGAAACACUACAGCAAACCAGGAGGGAGACGAGAUGGACAGUUAUCAGGAAAGAGAUCUGGAGCGUUUGCGGCGGCAGUGGUUAGCUGCCCUCACCAAGAGACAAGAAUACCUCGACCAACACCUGCAGAGCCUGGUCACCAAAGCAGAAAAGACAGAGGAUGACAUGGAGAGGGAGGCUCAGCUGCUGGAGUGGCGCUUGACUCUGACAGAGGAGAGAAAUGCGGUUAUGGUGCCCUCUGCUGGCAGCGGCAUUCCUGGAGCACCUGCUGAAUGGGUUCCUCUGCCAGGCAUGGAGACUCAUAUCCCUGUCCUCUUCCUGAACCUCAAACCCGAUGACCUCAGCUCUCAAGACCAGUUUGAGGUUCCUGAGGCUGGAGGCUGGGAUGCCACCUUGACUGGGGAAGAUGAGGAUGACUUCUUUGACCUGCAGAUUGUCAAACACUACGACGGAGAGGUGAAAGCAGAGGCGUCGUGGGACUCCACCGUCCAUGAAUGCCCCCAGCUCAGUCGCGGGGGGGCGUGGCCUGAGCAGCGGGUGUACCUGACAGUAAGAGUAGUGGUACAGCUUAGCCAUCCUGCCGACAUGCAGCUGGUUCUGAGGAAGAGAAUCUGCGUCAAUGUCAACCCAGGCCGUCAGGGAUUUGCCCACAACUUUCUCAGAAGGAUGUCCACCCGCAGCACCAUACCAGGCUGUGGGGUCACAUUUGAGGUGGUCUCCAACAUCCCCGGGGACGCCCCUGGAUCAGAGGACAGGGAGAUGCUCGCCCGGCUCGCCGCCAGCGCACACAACAGCCAGUCAGCCGAUGACGAGGCUGCUAUUGAGAAAUACCUCCGAAGCGUCCUGAGUCUGGAGAACAUCCUGACUCUGGAUAGACUCAGACAGGAGGUGGCAGUGAAGGAGCAGCUGGCUGGCAGAGGGAGGAGCAACAGACGGAGCCUAAGUUCUCCCUCUGUCCACAGGCUGUCUGGAAGUAGACAAGACUUGUCCACAACCUGCCUGCUGGAUGAUAAGGGUCGAUGGGAAAGUCAGCAGGACAUCUUCAUGCCAUCACAGUUUCAGCGCACCCUCCCCCGCCCAGCCUCCUCCCCUUCCACCUACUCCACCUCCCCUUCUUCAUCCCCCACUCCCUUCGCCACGACCCCCCCACAGAACCAGGAACCCGAGCCAGGUCGUUCAGGACUUGCUGCCUCUUAUCUUUCAGUUAAGGCGCUGGUUCCUCAGAUGCCCAAACUGCUCAAGUCUCUGUUUCCAGUGCGAGAUGACAAGAAGGAGCUGAGACCAUCUCCGCACAACCAGCAGCAGCAUGUGCCUCGCAUCAUGACAUCAUCAGGAGGAGACGAAAGCCGAGUCAAAACUGAGACGACUGCUGUUCUGCAGCCCCCAACCAAAGAAAGGCGGGCAGAGUUCCCAGAAGUCCCUCCUCUUCCUGUGCAUGACCCGCAUGACACCACCCCCCUCAGCCCUCUCAGCCAGUCGUCGAGCGGCUACUUCUCCACUAGUGUUUCUACAGUUACCCUGUCUGACGUUCUCCAACCCUCCUCCUCGUCUUCCUCCCUCCUGGCCGCUGAGACCACGUUACCCGCAAACCCUCAGCAGCAGGGUGCUGACAGGAACGAUGUUGUGACCUCUCCUUCUCAGUGUGGUGCCAAGAUGGCCACCGUCGCUCCGCCCUCUUCAAACAGCUCAGCCAAUCACAACAACAUCACAGCAGAAAACUCCCUCUCUAAACAGAGGCUGGUAAACUCAGGAGGAGGAGGAGGAGGAGGAGGUGAAGGGUUUGAGCGGCUGGAGAUCUUUGUGGACGAUGAAGAGCGUAGCCAUGAUGACAUUCUGCCUGACUGGCUGACAGAGGGGGCAUAUGUUACAGUAGGAGGCAAUAAGGCGGGGACGGUGCGCUUCGUGGGAAUGACGCAGUUUGCUGAGGGAGUGUGGGUGGGGGUGGAGCUGGACACCCCUGUAGGCAAGAAUGACGGUUCAGUCGGAGGCCAUCGGUAUUUCCACUGCAAACCGGGUUACGGGGUGCUGGUUCGCCCAGACCGGCUGUCCUGUCGUGAUCGGACCAGUCGGCGGACGGGAGAGUUCGCCCCUCCCGCCCACGUCCCCGUCCUGCGAGGAGAGGCCAUUGUUGCGCGGAGGGGAGAGAACCGCAAAUCCUGGAGCAGUUGAGACAGGGAAAGUUGGAGCUGGAUGGGAGAGAUGAACUCCCCACAGCCCUCCUCCUUCUACUCCCCCUCUUCCUCCCUUCUUCUCCUCCCAGCUAUGCAACAGGCUCACACAUGAGAACUAACUUACUGCCUGCCCUCCCUUUGUAGGAAGCUACACUCACAACGUCCAUUCACAGUUGGAUGGAAACAGAAUAAAGACAGUGAAGAGACAAUUGAGAAUGAAUGCAAGUAAGUCAAUGAAAGACUAUGCAGAGUAUAUAGAAGUCCAUUGAAGGACUAUUUAUCAUGUGAGAAGAUAAUGCUAAAUUAACAGCAGUCAGUGGGAAGACUGCUGAGAGUGAACGGAAGCAGACCUUAUCAUAUUUGGAGUGUCAGAGCUCUCGGAGGGGGGGGUGUGUAGAUUGGACGCUGCAGACGGGAUGAUUUGCCACAGAGACGCUCUCUGAGCUGAUAUGCAGGGAUGCAAACUUGUCACGUUGUAGGCGUGAGUCAAGUUUAUGAUCCCAGGUCACAUCUGCAAAUAUAUUAAAAAUUUGAUGAAAUGAUCAUUUGAGGAGAAGGGGCAUUUUAGAGUAGAGAAAAGUUUUAGUCAAACCAUGGCCAGUCUUACUGUGACAGCAGGCUUUUGCUGUAGCUUCACCUGUGAUGUGUUUGCAUCCCUGGAUAUGACGUCUGUCCCUGGUAGUACUGAGACUCUGCGUCCCAAAAUGGCCCGCUGUGACCGCCGUUCCCCCGAGCUCUCUUGGUCUAGUCUGCAGAGUGACACUUCAACUCAUCGUUUGAGACUCGUCUCUCCCUCCUGGACUCCUUUUCUUUUUCUCUUGAAGCUAGAUUCUCCCAGAAUGUGCCUUCACCAUGGCUUGGUUUGCAUUUGUUUUCUCUGUGUAUUUAAUUUCUGUUAGCCGUGUUGGUGUUGAAGAGAAUGCCUUGUGCUAAGUGUGAGGUGAUCUCAGGGAUUGCAGAGGGGGGAAAGCAAAAGAGGGGUGUGUGUGUGUGUGUUUGUUUGUGUGUAUUUGUAAAUGUUGUAUAGUGUUGACCUGUGUGCACAAGUUGAUAUUGUUGUAGUCGUGUUGGUGUUAAAGAUGUGUAGAGCAGCAGGAAAAGUGUGUCCUGGUCAGACAAAGCCACUAUGGGAGCGAGUUGUUUGUACUGGGAGGCUUUAAAAGUCAAAUUUGCACUGGAUAUGUUGGAAAAGAAGCUUCUGUAUGUGAGCAGAACGUGUCUGUGGUCAUGAUGCAGGGAAACAGAGAGGUAGACGACAUGUUAACAGACACUUGGACCCAGUUGUUGUAAUGUGGAGAAAGCAUAACACCAGAGAAUUGCCUCUGUCUGACUGGGCUCUCUGGAUGUCUUGUUUUUGACAGCAAGUUUCCUGGUCGUCCUCUUGCUCUGGCACCAGGAGGCGCUGUCUGUAGAGUAGUACUUUGGUGUUGUGUUGGUGGAAAUAGGCAUGAGUAUGUGUUGAGGAAAAGUAAGUGAGACGGACAUGCAGAAACUCUGCUGGGAAUUUCACAUUUGAGAAGAGAAUCGAUUUGCUUCUAUGCAUUUGAUCUGUUUUUAAAAGGAUUUUAGUUUUUAUGUUUUAUUUCUAAACGACUGACACAACUGGGAGAAUGAGCUACAAGUAUGUUUUUGGGAUGGUAUUUAACACAGAAGCAGUUCAGACUUAUGAAAAUUCCUGACACAUCUGUUGAGGAAAAUGGAGACAAUGGGACAGAUUUUAAAGUAAAUUUUUUAUAGAACAUUCCAGAGGGACUCUUUACGCUGACCUUAUUCUUGUGUAUUAAUUUAUGGAAAAGCACUGGCAGUACACCACAGCACUGUUUCAUACUUUACGUGUACCAUAAAUUCAUGAAGAAUGUAGAGAGAGUACACAUCUGCUUCUAAUACUUUUCCAUUAGUUAAAGGGGCACUCCACCAGUUUUACACUAAGGCAGUUUUACUUGUCAUUAGGUGUCGUAGUCAGCCUGUGAGAACUGUUGUUUAUUUGUCUAGUCUGAGAAAAUAACCCUGAUGAAUGCAUCAGGGUUACUGCAUGAAGAUUUAUAACAUGAUCCCUGUGUUACACACGAGGAGAGCGGGCUUUGAUAGACGUGUAUUUACCACGUGGAAAGGGUCAAAUGAAAGAGUUGCAUUGUGGGAGAUGUAGUAUCUAGUGUUAUUGGAGCUCGACUCCAUAGAAACUAAAAUUUGGGAUAUCUCGACCUCUGCUGUUCUGAUUUUGAUGUUUCUUUUAUUAAUCUGUCUCUCACAAGUCUCCUAACUUUGUGGAAUUACUAUACUAAACUAAAUAGCUCUAGACUAAGGUCAGUGUAAAAUGUUGGGUUUGAGUCGUCCCGAGUCUCACCAAGUGAGCAGUAGGCGUGUGCUGAUGAAUGGUGAAGAACUAUUUCAGCAUUAUGUGGGAUACUUCUCCCUUUUACAGCAGCCAGGCUGGGUUCAUAUCCUAAUGAUGACAAACCUGUACAUAUUCGUUGACAUGUUAUUGAUGUCCACUGAGUCGGGUUUUGUUGUUGUAGGCUGUUUCUAUGGUAACAGUUGGUUAUUGUAUAGAAAAGAAUCUGUAAUGAUUUCUGAUGUUGAUGAUAUAACGAUUCAUAUGAAGACAUUAUCUGGAAAUACUGUACGUGCAUGUAAAAGCACUCAGUGUGUCCCAACACUAUCAUCUUUAUGGAUCAGUUUUCUUUUCAUUCCUAUAUAUCAUGUGUUUCUUAAUUCAAGAAGCGUGACUUUACUAUUUAUAUUUAAAUGCUUGUACACAUGCCUUUAUCGCAUGAAAAUUGAUAAAUCCUUUUUAUUUUAAUAAAUCUUGCACAAAUGAUUCCUUGGAAAUUGCUGCUAUUAGCAUUGUAAAUUUACCUGUAAAUGGAUCAAUUGAUUUAUCUAAUACUCUCUUACUGUAUACUAGAUUGGAGUUCAAUAUAUUUCUUCUUUUUUUAAAAAUCCCAGAUGGAGAUACUAAUGUCAGCGCUUUGGUUUGGUGGCCAAUAUGUUUUUUAUGGAGCAGUAAAAAAUUUGAAGAUGAGGCACUUUGUUAUGUGAGCCUUGAAAAAGAAACGGUGGGAACAUUUUCUGGGUGAAACAUCACCCCUGCAUUGAUUUUUUUUUUUUUUUUUUUUUUUGGAGGAAUGAGAGGAAUGACGAAACUCUAACAUUGGAAGUGCAUUAAAGCUGAAGUACGAGAUGAGGAGACAACCAUAGUUGAGUUAUUAUCUGUGUAUUUAUUACCGGCCUUAAAGCCCAGGACCCUGGAGUUCUCUGAUUGGUUGGUUGGUUACUAUAGGUGGAUGUCUGGCAUGUUAUUGGUCAGUGGGUUGUGAAGUGGUACAUCAGUUGGACUCUUGUUGGUUAUUUUUAUAAAAUUGUGGUUCAUAUUUGUUAUGUGGUAAUGAAGGAAGGGAGUUAAGUUUUCUCAUGUAUUGUGUGUGUGUGUGUGUGUGUGUGUGUGUGUGUGUGUGUGUGUGUGUGUGUGUGUGAAUGUAGGGUGGACCUGGUUUUGAUUGAGCUGUGUCAGCGAGUCUUUACCAAGAUGGGAAAUGACCACCAGUUGCCACUUUACUUCUUACUGAUACUACCUUUCGAGUGACAAACCGUCACCCUGGAUUCUCCUGAUCAAACUGUAAAAAUUCCAGUCUCUGUGUGCUGGUGGACUCUUCCCUUCCUGGUCUCCGCUCAGACACUGUUUUAGGGGUUUGAGAUCACUUCAGGCUUCUGGAUGUUCCUUUAUGUUAUUGUGCCUCAGAAACCAUGUGACCAUGUAUCUUCCACACACUGUUCUCAUAUCAAUGCUUCAAUUCAUUUGCACAAAAGUCUCCAGAAGGAAUAGAGGAGUUCAUUUCUGGAACACUUGUAUAUGUAGGAAGAAAAUACAACCAGAUUUUUUUUAAUGAUUCAGUGUUCUCAAGCUACCUGUUGUUAAACUGUACUAAACAUUGUUUUUGGAGCAAUAUUCCUUCAGUCACUGCUCAACUGCCUUUCAAGUAAAAAGAUGAAAAAAAAAGGGGGGUGAUAUUGUUAGGCAGUGUUUUACAUGACAGCAGAGCUAAGCUCAAAUGUAGUGGUAAGAUAUAACGGAAACGCGUCUUUCCUUCAUGCACAUCUCCUCUAAUUACUCUCUGCACAGUUUGCAGCAUCAUAUACUGUAUGCAUUAGUUUAUCAGGUUAAGUGUGACGCUGACAUUAUAGAUAGAAAAAAGUGUGGCUUGUGGGCUGCAUGACGCACAUGAUCCACAGAGCAACAAGAGCCAUUGCAAUAAGGAACUGUUAAAAAAAAAAAAAAAAAGAGGAAGAAGAAAACUAGCAUUCGUAAUGACUGUUUUGAAUGGACUUAGUGUUGUGACUUCAUUUCAGUGGUCUGUCUCUGCCACUGUAGAGAUUAGAGCAAAGCCAUCAGCAGUAUUAUUUAUGUGACUGUAUCAACCAUCAGAACCACAUUUAGUUCUAAUUUUAUUGAUGUGAUUUGUCCAAACAUAUUCACACUGGAAAUUGAUCUGUGUGAGUCUUCAGCCCCCCCCUUUUUUUAACUCUUUUAUUUUAUUUUAUUUUAUUUUAUUUUUUGUCUUAAGUGCUUCUGCUUUGCGGAGAAUUGGUCCCAUAUCUUUGUUGCAUUUGCCUCCUGUUGCAUUUCCUGCAGCUCUCUGCUAAACUAUGGGACCACUGGUCUGGAGCAACACAUCUUGUCCCUGCCUUAACGUGGCCUUUAAAACUGGAGCCAGACUGGCUUUAGCAGGAAUGAUCCCAGCUCUCUAACUAAACGUGCUGUACUCUUAAACCUUCAGUGUGCUGUGCUGUUUGAGAGGGUCACUCCAAAACCAUAUGGAAAAAAAGACAUAAAAAGACUCACAUUCUGACAAUAGUAUAUCAGCUAGUUGUGAGUCAUUUGGUCACAGGAGCUGUCAGGUUUUAUUACUCUCUUCGACUGGGAGGAAGGCCGUUGUGUCGCCCCCUAGUGGCUGCUGUCAAACCUCAGUCAUUCCACACAUGGAAAUUUUGUAUACAACCAGAAAAGCCGGUGGAACUUCAAGCCACCGCUUCCCUGCAGCAGCGUGCCUGACAGCAUCCAACAACAUAGUAUCAGAUCAGCCCUUUAAAAUCUUCAAAGUAGCAGUUUUGGAUUUGUGUUGGUUCCUGCCUUGGUAGUUGAGUUUUCACCUUGUUACUACCUCUGUCCCUGGUCUCAGGUCGUCCAGAGUGUUCUGCCAACUUCUUCCCCCCUGAGGCCUUCUAGCUGACAAAGAGUUGUACCUGCUUCUACUACUUGACUGGCUGCAUCCAGUUCACUUCCUGUGUGUUCUUCAAUAUUAAGAGUAUACCACACACACGCAAGCAAUACGUGGCUGUUAGGGUGAUACAACGCAGCCUUUUUGCAGGUGCACAGCCUUUUUUUUUUUUCCCUGCAGUUUUUGGCAAUGACAGCUGGGUCUGCUUUCCAGGAAAAUUCAGAUACAGCUGCUGCCCUUGGUGCAUUUUAAAGGCAGUUGAUAUCAAUAUAUUCCUCUGAGGUACCUGCAGCCAUAAUAAACUGAGCUGUGUAAUAAUGAGAGGGUUUGGUGCUUGCUAAGUCAGGGAGUUUUAGUAGAACCACGUUCCUGCAAAAAACAAAACAAAAAAAAAAAAAAAAACAGGCCCCUCCAGUCUCUGUAACCUUUCACACGUUCAUCUAAAGAAAGAAUCAUUGAACAUGGGUUUAAUGUGGCCUCGGCCUGGUCAACAGUAUUACUAUAUCUCCAUCAUCCUGACUAAUCAUUAUCAAUCAUUGCUACUGUUGAUUCUGUGGAGCGGGUUUGUCUUGACGUGUCAUUUGUAUGUGUGAGUGCACCAUCAGAGUGGUUGUUCUGUGUAUGUAUGUGUAUAUAUGCGCAUAUAAGACUUAUAAAGAAAAUUCUGAGCACAAGUUUGGGUUUUGAUUAAUUUAAUUGUUUUAUGGAAUUCUAUGCUGCAAUCCAAAGAAUAAACAUGUAUUAUAAUACAUUUAUAAUUUUCAUUUUUUAUCAUCUGAACAGUAAUCUGGUAAGAAAAAAAAAUAAAAAAGGAAGAUUAAUGAGA
Messenger RNA from Lates calcarifer (barramundi perch), 12006 nucleotides. It is a transcript of the gene kif13ba, whose product is annotated as kinesin family member 13Ba. The coding region runs from base 518 to 5962 and encodes 1814 amino acids. Gene Ontology annotation, cellular component: adherens junction. NCBI's taxonomy places the organism in Eukaryota, Metazoa, Chordata, Actinopteri, Centropomidae. Gene Ontology annotation, molecular function: cell adhesion molecule binding; microtubule motor activity; ATP binding. The transcript has 40 exons. Gene Ontology annotation, biological process: microtubule-based movement; regulation of protein localization. The record is from RefSeq and is a predicted model, not a curated record.